Molecule: messenger RNA, 1890 nt
Organism: Lactuca saligna
Lineage: Eukaryota; Viridiplantae; Streptophyta; Magnoliopsida; Asterales; Asteraceae
Source: the annotation of a GenBank genome assembly
AAAUAGUCCAGGGACCAUUUUUAUAAAUUCUUCCGAUGAAAAACCAAAACAAGAAACAUACACAGUAAUAACAGGCUAACAGCAUCUCAUUAUCAGCUCAAGUAGAGGAAAAUGGAGAGCGUAAUGGCGUCGCUAUCGUCAAUCCGAUUAUCAUGUUCUCCAUCCGACACCAGAAUUAACUUAUCCUUACCCACCACCGCCGUCUCCGCCACCUGCCACCGUCAUCUAGCCGCAUUUCAGUCGCCGUCUCAUCUUUUCUCCAAUUCACUAUCGACUCGUAUUCAUGCAACCAAGAAGAAGAAAAACCCUAACAUAUUUCUUCCUCAUUUGGUCGCUUCCAUGGAAGUGGAGGAGUCCUAUAUUAUGAUUAAGCCUGAUGGCGUUCAACGAGGACUCGUGGGAGAGAUAAUUUCUAGGUUUGAAAAGAAGGGAUUCAAAUUGAAAGGCUUAAAGCUUUUCGAUUGCCCCAAAGAUCUAGCAGAGGAACAUUAUAAGGAUUUAAGCUCGAAGCCUUUCUUCCCCAAACUGAUUAGCUACAUUACAUCUGGUCCUGUUGUUUGUAUGGCUUGGGAGGGAGUUGGUGUUGUUGCAUCAGCACGGAAGUUAAUUGGAGCAACAAAUCCACUUCAAGCUGAACCGGGUACAAUUAGAGGAGAUCUUGCAAUUCAAACCGGAAGGAAUGUGGUUCAUGGGAGUGAUAGCCCUGAAAAUGGGAAGCGGGAGAUAGCUUUAUGGUUCAAAGAAGGUGAAUUAACAGAGUGGACACAAGUUCAAGCUCCAUGGUUGAUAGAAUAAUGAGAAGCAUCAUUCACAAGUAAUACAUUUAUGAGAGAUGAAAUUCUGUGAGGGAAAUCGGAAUGACAGUUUAAUUUUGAGAAAAUGUUUUUACCUUGUAAUUUUGUUGGAGUGACUGAUCACCAAAAUGUGGCAUAAACAAUGUAAAAGGAUUUGGAUUUGCUUUUGAAUUGAAUUGAACAACAUUAUGAUUCAAAAUUAUCACAAUAACAAUAAAGACUCGAACUCAGAUUCAUAUCCAAACUAUACAUCCAAGUUGAAGUUAAGAAUCAUUACUUGGUGAUGUGUUUGCUGAAGAGCAAUCAUUCUGCAUUUCCAUGGCAUUACUACCAUCUGAUGAGUUUGGAUUGUCAUGUCGAGAAGUUUUGUAUCUUGAAAACAUGUAAAGGACUGACAAAUUCCCAUGUGGCUCCUCUUUUGAGCUUGGAAGAGAGUCCAUGGAAGCAUUCACUUUCAUAGAUGCUUCAUUAGAAGCCAUUGAAGGACUUGUAUCAGUGUUCAUAGAUUCAUCAGGAAUUAGACUUAGAUCACGAUGAGAACCUUGUUGUAGCUUCAGCAGUGUCUUCUCUAAAUAACAAACAAUAAUAGCAGUUAUCACACAACAGAAUGAUAAUAACACAAACAACUCGAUUAAUUACGAGAAAAGGUACACUUCAAUUGCCGAUGUCAAAUCUAGUAAUUCUCAGAUGCUAAUUUACAUGAUUUAUGUUUUUGGUGAUGAAAUCGAACCGGACUAAAAAAAUCUCAUCAAUUCCAUAGAUUCAGCUCCGUUCAUGGAGAGAGAAUCGUCUUUGAGAAGCUUAGAAGGAGUUCUCUCCAUUUCUAACACCUCCAGAGAGCUCAAAGAACACGCCCUUACCCUCCCCAACAUCCUCUCUCUCCGUGUAAGAGUUUCACAACGAAAAAGUAGAAGAAAGAGACAGAGAGAGAUUGGCGGUAAAUGUUUUUCCACAAUCGGAUUAGAAAUUUGGAAGCGGGAAGUUCCACAUCUGGAAUCGAUUAUUCAAUUGGAUCCGCUUUAACUAGGGCCAACUUUUUCCCCUUUCUUUUUUAUUUGGAGUAAUCUGCAAAGAUAGUACCUCAACUAUUUAGCAG